Molecule: messenger RNA, 2653 nt
Organism: Labeo rohita (rohu)
Lineage: Eukaryota; Metazoa; Chordata; Actinopteri; Cypriniformes; Cyprinidae
Gene: fgf6a
Product: fibroblast growth factor 6a
Exons: 3
Coding region: 1-618 (205 amino acids)
Biological process (GO): cell differentiation; regulation of cell migration; fibroblast growth factor receptor signaling pathway
Cellular component (GO): cytoplasm
Molecular function (GO): fibroblast growth factor receptor binding; growth factor activity
Source: RefSeq, a predicted model, not a curated record
AUGGCCACUGCGCAAAGGUUCCUCAUCAGUAUGUGCGAGAGCAGCGGGCGCUGGACGUGGACUGCGGUUGUUCUGCUGGGCUUUCUGCUUGGGAUCGUGUCCUCCUACCCCAUCUCGAACAGGACUAAUGCAACUUCACUGGAGAAAAGGUGGGAGACGCUCUUCUCCCGCUCCGUUUUGGGGAUCUCGGUGGAGAAAUCGGACCUGAACUGGGAGAGUGACUAUUUGCUGGGCAUUAAGAGAGUGCGGAGGCUGUACUGCAACGUGGGCAUCGGGUUUCACCUGCAGGUCCUGCCAGACGGAAGGAUAAACGGUGUCCAUAAUGAGAACCAGUACAGUCUAAUAGAAAUCUCAGCGGUAGAGAGAGGAGUGGUUAGUCUAUACGGCGUGAAAAGCAAGCUGUUUGUCGCAAUGAGCAGCCGCGGAAGGUUAUACGGAACGAGGGCCUUCCGUGACGAGUGCAAGUUCAAGGAGACGCUGCUGCCCAACAAUUACAACGCAUACGAGUCUUCCAUUUACAAGGGCUUUUAUAUCGCCCUCAGCAAACACGGCCGCUUGAAGCGAGGCUACAAGGCUUCCCCUGCAAUGACUGUCACACAUUUCCUCCCACGUUUAUGAGCAAACCUGGCAAUAACACAAUAAUUUGCACAUGUUGGAUGUUCUCGUAGGUAACCCAAACAUGCUAAGAGGUGAACUGCAAAGAACUAAAAUAACACUUACGGUAUUUAUUCUCGUUGAAAUAAUAAUAAUAAUAAUAUAUGUAUAUUUCGGUAGCUUACUUUGUGUCUGAACUUUGUGUACAUGCCAUUCUUUGCUGCUUAUGAUUUCUAUUAUGAAUAUUACGAGAGUCGAGGAGCUUUUUUUGCCCUCUCACUUUUUAUGGGUGCUCGCCAUAACUGGUGUAAACCUUACCCGGCAUUGGACUAACAUCCUUAGCUUUUACAGUGCAACGGAUACUUUUUAUUACCUCAGAGAGCCACGUCCGCAUCGAAAAAAGUUACGGAGGGAAAAAGAAAUAUCAGUUUACUCCGAUCUUCAUGUGUUCCACCAUUUUUCUAGAAAGAUGAAAGCACUUAUUUUUCAUGAUUAGGUGGUGCCUUAGCCUCUGCCUCCUUUUAUGCAUGCAAGAAAGAGGUUUUUGUUCCAUAUUUAGAUCAAUAACUAAAUAGUCGACAUUAAAAACCGAUUGCAUGCAUCCUUAUUGGGAGGGCUAUUUUAUGCCUCGUGUAAGCUCAGAAUUUGACUGAAGGUCUGUGGACGGUUAGUCCUGAAAGGUUUGGGUGCUUCCAUUUGAUUGAAUACUGAUCAAGCUAGUGAAAUGCAUAGAACUGUAUUAAUCUUGAAUUAUGCGGCACGAUUAUAUGAUAGUCCAGCUGUUGCUUAGUGAUAAGAAAACCGCUCAUUUCAUUAUCGGAUUAAAUAUAGCGUGCAAUUCAACUAUUUUUUUGUAUAUCAUAGUUAUGUAUUGAUGCUAGUCAGUAGUGUCUAUGUUUUACCUCUACAGUCAGUGAGGGCUCAUUCACCAAUAUGUUGACUGCAUACUUGAACUCCACCUCAAAAAGUCUUUGGAAUGUAAAAACCGAUACAACCGUCUUAAUCUCUUCGAGAUAACAUAAUUUGCUCAUUACUUUAUGUUUGAAUACCAAGCAUAGACCCGAACACCUGUGCACACUCUUAAAUUCCCAAGUCAGUUGACUUUGUCUAGAGAAUUUGGUUCAAUUAAAACUGAACUUAAGUAUUUGUAGGCAUUCCCCUUCCCUCGCCCCAAUUUUUCUAGUUAUAGAAUUAUAGGAAUAGCUCGUCCAAAAAUGAGAGUUUGCUAAAAAUGUAACCUCAGGCCACCCAAGAUGUAUAUGAAUUUGGUUCUUAAUCGGAACAGAUUUGGAGAAAUUAGCAUUAUGCCAUUUACUGCCAGUGGAUCCUCUGCAGUGAAUGGGUGCCGUCAGAAUGAGAGUCCAAACAGCUGAUAAAAAUAUCACAAUAAUCCACAAACAGUUCUAAACAAAUAUGUUGGUGAAUAUUUGUUGUGAGAGUUUAUUACAAACAUGCAGCUUUUCUCUUCAGAAGACGAAAUUGAUGGACUGGAGUCCACCUUAGAUCUUAGAUUAUUGUUUUUAUCAGCUGUUUGGACUCUCAAUCUGAUGGCACCCAUUCACUGCAGAGGAUCCAUUGGUGAGAAAGUGAUAUAAUUCUAUAUUUCUCCAAAUCUGUUCUGAUAAAGAAUCAAACUCAUCUACAUCUUGGAUGGCCUGAGGGUAAGUACAUUUUCAACAAAUGUUCAUUUUUUGGGUGAUCUUCUUCUUUAAAGAAAAAACCUCUUUUAAAUUCAAAUAAUACUAAAUUGUUAUAAGAAUAUUCAGUUAAAGACUGAGGCUCUCAUUUUUCUUCUUCAUUUUUCUUGCGGUUGCUGCUCACGCUGCAACAAUCAAGAUCUGUUUAUAUCUUUGCUACGAUACCCUUAAAACACGUGCGAACCACGUCAUGUUAGAACACGUGUUGGAUUUCUGUCGCAGCUGCAAUGUGCAGGAGAGAAUAGAAGGUUUGAUAAUCACUGCAGUGCUAGCUAGUACAUAUCGACCUUGAUUUCUCUUGCAUUACUGCUUCUACUUGACCUUUUGAGACAUCUUAAUGCUACAAAGGAGAAGGAUGUUAU